This is a messenger RNA of Drosophila kikkawai, 1733 nucleotides long. RefSeq names its product probable ATP-dependent RNA helicase DDX47 (gene pths). Gene Ontology annotation, molecular function: RNA helicase activity; ATP binding; nucleic acid binding. The record is from RefSeq and is a predicted model, not a curated record. Lineage: Eukaryota; Metazoa; Arthropoda; Insecta; Diptera; Drosophilidae.
GGCCACGGUCUCUUUCUUUUCAACCACGUGGACCUGGUAAUAUCAGAGCAGCGGAAUUUUUGGCCAAUUUCAUGUAACGAAAUGUCGGAAACUUCAGAAGACGAGCAGGCGCAGCUGCAAACCAGCGACGAAGAGGAGGAGGACCUAAGUGGCGAGGAGGAGGAAGAAGACGAGGGCAGCGAUGAAGCGCAACAGAGUGGCGACGAAGAUGGAGCAAGUGGCUCCGCGGAAGAGGAAAACGAUGAUGAUGACCAAGCCGAGGAACAGAAGCUGACCUGGAAGGAUCUCGGCCUCAACGAGACUUUGUGCAAGGCCUGCGACGAACUGAAGUGGAAGGCGCCUUCAAAGAUCCAGCGCGAGGCCAUACCGGUGGCCUUGCAGGGCAAGGAUGUGAUAGGCCUGGCCGAAACGGGCUCCGGAAAGACAGGUGCCUUCGCUCUGCCCAUUUUACAUGCUCUCCUCGAGAACCCGCAGCGAUAUUUUGCCCUGGUACUGACGCCCACACGUGAACUGGCCUUCCAAAUCGGCGAGCAGUUCGAGGCUCUCGGAAGCAGCAUUGGGAUCAAAUGCUGCGUGGUUGUCGGCGGCAUGGACAUGGUGGCCCAGGGUCUGCAGCUGGCCAAGAAGCCGCACAUUAUCGUAGCCACACCAGGUCGCCUUGUGGAUCACCUGGAAAACAUGAAAGGGUUCAAUCUGAAGGCCAUCAAGUACUUGGUAAUGGACGAGGCGGAUCGUAUUCUCAAUAUGGAUUUCGAGGUGGAACUGGACAAGAUCUUGAAGGUGUUGCCACGCGAGCGACGCACGUUUUUGUUUAGCGCCACCAUGACCAAGAAGGUCAAGAAGCUGCAGCGUGCCUCUCUCAAGGAUCCCGUUAAGGUGGAGGUUUCCAACAAGUAUCAGACGGUGGAGCAGCUGCAGCAGUCUUACCUCUUCAUCCCGGUCAAGUACAAGGACGUGUACUUGGUGCACAUACUCAACGAACUGGCGGGCAACAGCUUUAUGAUAUUCUGUAGCACGUGCAACAACACUGUGAAGACUGCCUUGAUGCUCCGGGCCCUGGGGCUGGCCGCCAUUCCCCUCCACGGUCAGAUGUCCCAGAACAAGCGCCUGGCCGCCUUGAAUAAGUUCAAGGCCAAGAACCGUUCCAUACUCAUCUCCACGGACGUGGCCUCGCGCGGUCUCGACAUCCCCCAUGUGGAUGUGGUGGUGAAUUUCGAUAUACCCACGCACAGCAAGGACUACAUCCAUCGGGUGGGACGAACGGCGAGAGCGGGACGCUCGGGCAAGGCCAUCACCUUGGUCAGUCAGUACGACAUCGAGCUGUACCAACGCAUCGAGCAUCUGCUGGGCAAGCAGCUGCCUCUGUACAAGUGCGAGGAGGACGAAGUGAUGGCUCUCCAAGAGCGCGUGGCUGAGGCUCAGCGCACGGCCAAGCUGGAGCUGAAGGAUCUGGAGGAUACCAAGGGUGGCCGUGGGCACAAGCGCGGCGGGGACAACCAUGAUGAUUCGGAGCACUUUGCGGGUGCCCGAAAGCGCAUGAAGCCCAUGGGUGGCGGUGGUGCCAAGGGAGGAGGUGGUGGUGGUGGCGGAAAGAAAAGCUUUGGCAAAAAGAACUGGAACAAGGGUGGCAAGCCAAGAAGAUAGUUUUGAUAUGCAUUAUAUACUUAAGACUCGAUUUUAUUUAAAGCUACUUUAAUUCCAUAAUAAAACAAAAAAAAAAUAAUUAUACGGUA